Trametes versicolor FP-101664 SS1 is the source of this 3321-nucleotide messenger RNA. RefSeq lists its product as uncharacterized. Lineage: Eukaryota; Fungi; Basidiomycota; Agaricomycetes; Polyporales; Polyporaceae. The record is from RefSeq and is a predicted model, not a curated record. Bases 86 to 3148 code for a protein of 1020 amino acids. The transcript has 7 exons.
CUCAGUCUGACCACUACUACCGUCGCAUCGUAUCGGAGACCCCGCGCGCCCCUGCGGCUUUGGAUGUGUUUAUCGCGGAGUUGACAUGAACGCCACAGCAUCCACCUCGGCGAUGGCGACGAACAGCGAUGAGGACGUCUUUGCCCAUGUCACGGAAAGACUGCUUCGCAUCGGCGCCGUCCCCGUUCCACUCUACCUCCAGGAGCCUGCUCUCGCCGCCCUAUCACGGAACGCUCUCGCUGCUCUGCCCACUCAACAGAAUGUGGCCCCAGCGCCCGCUGCUGAGCCCACAAUUACACGAGCGGUGGCGCGUUUGCAUCAGGCGUGUCAGCAUACAUUUGGGAGCACGGAGGCCCUGAGAUACGAGUUCGAGGAGGACGCGGUGACUUUCGGAAAACGCUGCAAACUCACGAUUACACGACCGAACGGCGCCUCGCGCGUAUACAACUCCCCCACUGCGCACCAGCGGAAGUACGAUGCGAAGGCGCACGUGUCCACAGUCGCGCUCGAGAACGGCGCAAUCGACUUCAUCAUCUCCGGUGAGGGUACGGGCACGCCGGAAGUAGAGCAGCCGCCACCGCCACCUCAGCCAGAGGUCGAAUCUGUAGCGGAGAUGGAUGAAUCGGUGAAGGCCAUUGAACAGGCUUGUCUCAGUCGAACGUCUGGUCGUAUCAAGCCGUUCUGGUUACUCAUCCACGAACCCAAGUUCGGACGAACACAAGGUUGCGCUCUGCGUAUACGGCUUGGCCCCCGCAACUCAAGGGUAUAUUCUGUCAAUACGAUAUACAACAGCGCCGCUGAGGCGAAGAAGGCGUGCGCGGAAGCUGCUCUCGCUGAUGGCGUCCUGGACUACAUCAUGACAUGGUCGUCGUCUGGUCCAGAUAUGAUCGUUGACGAGCCUGGCUCGGAGUUCCCUAAUUCCUCAAUAGGACUCCAACAGUUCUUCGACGCUCUCCCUCAACCGUUUCCCGAGCAAGUGGCCGGGAAGACUGCUCUGGACAUCAAUGGACCAGCGUGGCUCAAUACCACGAUUCAGUCAGCGCGUGGAGGGAAGAUCGUUCCCAACUUCGUGUGGACCGUCGACACCAGGCUUGGCUACCAUGGGUGUCUUCUGCGUCUUGAGCGACCGGGUGAGGUCAAGUCAUAUCUUGUUGAUGCUCGAUUUUCGAAGCGCGCAGAGGCCAAGGCUGCCGUGUGUUUGCUUGCGAUGUCGGAGGGCGUCGGUGACUACAUUCGCAGCGUGGCCAAGGCCAUCGAAGACAGGCUGCCGCCUUCGUUGCGGAAGCAAGCCGCCGAAGUCCUUACUCCCUUGCUGAACAGCGAGUAUCGCAAGGCCCACGGGCCAGGCAUGCAACCGCAUAUCGAAUAUGAUAUGGACUUAGAUGCGUGUGGAGCCACGAUGAUCGUCGAACUAUGUCCGUCGCCGACACCUGAGCAGGUGCGGAAGUACACCGUCCCCGCUGAGUAUCGCAAUCGGAACGACGCCAAGCUUGCUGUCAUCGCGCGCGCCGUCGAGGAAGGGGUCAUCGAGUUCCUCCGCUACAAGGGCAGACCCCCGCCCCCCGGUUAUAUCCCAUACUACGCGCAGCAGCAGGAUAAUCAAUUUGCGAACCGGAAGCGCAAGCACUGGGAAAACGGCGGCAAUGGCGGGGAGUGGGGGGCCGGUCCAAGCGAGGGGGGCUGGCAGAACUUCAAGAAGCCCCGUAUCAACGGGGGCUACAACAACAACAACAAUCAUCAAGGUAUGCAAGGUGGUGGGUUUGUUCCGCAGGGGCAGGGAUACCAGAACCAGAAGCCUAUGUGGAACGGGCAGAAGAAGUUCGCGAACAAUACGUCCUGGUCGAGACCCAACGCUCCUGGCCCCGGCCAAUUUGGCAACGCGGCGGGCCCCAUGCACCCUGUCGGCCACUUUCAGCCUGGGCCUAGGAACGUCGGCGUCGGCGUGCCACCUGCGCCGCCUGCCGCCCGCAUGCCGUAUCCGGCGGUGGGCGGCGGUGGCCCCAUGCCUCCUCAGCCUGCUCCGUAUGGGUAUCCUGUAGGCGGUAUACCUCCCGCGCAAGCUCCGUUCUACGGUCAGGCACAACCGCAGCCACAGUACCCGAGUCCGCCGAUGCAAGUUCCUCAGUAUGGCGCGCCGAAUAGGAUGUAUGCUGGCUACUAUCCUCCUCAACCGCAACCGCCGGUCGCAGGUGCUCCGGCGCCCAUGCCUUAUCAGCAGCAGCAGCAAUAUCCGUACGGUGCUACUUAUACCUCCUUUCCCGGCCAAGGCCAGGUCUCGGGGUAUCAGUCGUACUCGUCCGCCCCCGUGCAGUACCCGACUCCUCCAGCACAACCUGCCUAUUACCCUAUGCCCGGUGCUCCUAUGCCCGCAGCUGCACCUACACCUCCUGUUCCGCCUAUGCCUGCAUACUACCCUGGUAUGCCGGGCGUUCCGCCAGCGAACAACGCGGGCAUCGCGGCUGCGAACACGCCGCUUGCGCCGUACCAGACACCACAUACGCCUCAGCAACCCGUUCAGCCUACUCCUCCUGUCCAACCUACUCCUCCUGUUCAGCCUGCCCCGCCCGUGCCUGUACUGCCUGUGCCUCCUGUUACGCGACCGCCGCCGCCGCCAGUCGUUGCUGUUCCUCCGACGACACAACCUCCGCCUCCACCUCCGCCGACUCAACCGCCUCCACCUCCGCAACCAGCUCCACCGUCAGUAGCGCCACCUCCGCCCCCUCCACCUCCACCGUCUACCUCUCCCCCGCACCCACCCGCCAAUGGUGUAUCUUCGAAGAGUCAGGUCAAGUUGCAGCCCACACGUCCCAUCCCCAAACCGUCCACUUCCGCGCCCCCGUCGCAGAACGGGAAGUCUAAUAAACCCCCUAAGAUCACGAUCGCUGUUGAGUCCAAACCCAAGACGAGCGUCACAGCGCUCUACGAUCAUUGUCGGAACGCCGGCAUGCCCACUCCUCAGUUCUGCCACGAGAUACUGAAGGGCGAGCAGGCCGGCGAGCCGCAGCAUAAGGUGUGGGUGAUCAUCGGGAAGAUGAAGUUCGAGCUGCCCAUCACGUUCGCGAGCUUGAGCCAGGGCCAGGAGAAGGUCGCGAAGAAGGUGCUCGACCAGUUCCGCCAGACUUCGGCGGGGAAGGCAGCCAAGUCAUGACGCUCGCUCGUCCGCUCCCACGUCGCCUCGUGGCUCUAUGCAUGGUAUCCGUAUAUCUCUCCUUCGGUCAUGGUCUUUAGUCCGGUCCUAUCUUAGCGCUUCCUGAGAGGGUUUCUGCAGAGCCUCUUAAUGCUUUCUUGUAUGCCGCAUGCUUUCCAGUCGUUCAUGAAUCC